Molecule: messenger RNA, 309 nt
Organism: Acanthamoeba castellanii str. Neff
Lineage: Eukaryota; Discosea; Longamoebia; Acanthamoebidae
Exons: 3
Coding region: 1-309 (102 amino acids)
Source: RefSeq, a predicted model, not a curated record
AUGGUCAACCCGGCCAAACUGGUUGGGCAACGAAGCCUCUUCUCAUCAAACAACCAAAACCUUCCACGCAUCAACAUACCCCACAAUGGUCGCGAUUGCUGGGCCGACAGCGAGUGCAAUAGCAGCGUGGAGUACUGCAAGCGCCGGGUGGGUCACUGCAACUCGGAGGGCUUCUGCGCUUCCAGGCCCACUGACUGCGCCUCCACGGGCACCCCGGUGUGCACCUGCACUGGCGAGACCCUUGAAAACGACUGCUCUGCCGCCGCCGCUGGCGUCACCGUGGCCUACGAGGGUGAGUGCACUAACUGA